UUUCGUGGCCAGCAGCCGACACACAUCACUCUAGCUCUAGUUCAGACACCCGCCCCGGGGAGUUUCUUGGCUAGUAUCCGGGGACACAGGGGGGACGGUCCCCUGUAAGAUCCGCCCGGGUUUUAGGGCCUCGCUGUAGUUGGAAGCCGGCUGAGCACGGGCACCGUGCUCUCUCUCCCCGGACACCGGGACAGCUGAUAGUGACAGGGGCAGCCACACACUGGGCAGUGCUGAGCGGAGCGGCAGGAGGCGAGAUGCACUAAGAUACUGUGGGGGACAGGUAAGAGAGCCCAGCAGCUAGGGGAGCAUUGGGGAGAUACUAGUGUCGCUCACUAGCGCCCAGGGGUGAGCACUGAGGAGGAGCUGCUAGUUUGCGGGGAGGUGGAGGGUCGGAGGCUGCGAGAAGCGCUCAGGAUUGCAGGGAGUGUGGAGACGCCGGAGGGCGGUGUGCGGUGUGCGGUGCAGCCUCUACGUGGUGAUAGAGCAGAGGGAGACUGAGAAGUUUUAGGAGAGACAUAUGUCAGAGAUCAGGAGAGGGAAUAAGUUACACACUGUAGAAGACUGAGCGCAGGAUAGUAAAUCACUGUAUACAGAAGUGAGAGGGUGCGGGGGAGAGAGGGGGGGGAAAGCAGCCGAGGGAUACUACACGAGCCGGGAAGCAGAGUAAUAUCGGGUGGGCGGGCACUCUCCUUGGCACUCACCCUGACCCCGGGAGGGCGAUGGAGGUGCAUAUCGGGCUCGGGGGGGUAUACAAGCAGCCUCCCGGUAAGAUGAUCCGGGGAGCCUUUGAGAACCUCUUUCUGAGCGUGCGGGAGGCGCUACAAGGUGAACGGAGAGCAGCUGCAGCACCUGAGACAUCCCAACCGGCUCCCAAUUGGGAGGAGCCCGCAGCCACUUACCCACAUUCCAGCUGGAGCGAACCCCCAGAACCGCAGCCCCUCUCCGCCUGGUCCGAGCCCCGGAGCAGCCAGUCACCGGCGUGGAGAGUGCCGCCAGGUGCACAGCCAGAGGCAGCUCCGUGCAGUCCGCGCAGCUCCCAGGUCUCCCAGUUCCCGCAGCUCAGCAGCUGUUCCACAGAGCUGAAAGAGAUCCUGGGUGACCGGGAGGGGAUGCUGGAGACCGAGGAGGCAAGCUCACAGCACGCCGCCAAGGAAGGGUACCCACUGGCCCCGGAGGGCAUCUCUGACAGUGCCAAAGAGAUCUGCAAAGCGGUGUCCGUGUCGCUGGGGCUGAGCAUGGAGGCGCUGGAGCAGCUGAGCGCAGGGGGAGAGGCGCAGAGAGGAGACUGCAUGUUCGCCGCCUCCUGCACUCACACCAUGGACACCCACAAGUGCCAAGUGGGUGAGAAGGAGAAGAAUGACACUUCAUCCCCCCAGUACCGGGACGGUGCCUUUAGGAGGAGCGGCCAGACAAACUUUUCCUCUGGCAAAGCCCCAGAGGAUGGCAGUUCGCUGGGCACGGAUGAGAAGGAGCAGCCUUGUACAGACUUGGCACUGCCAGAACCUGGAGGCUACAGAAGCCGUGGUAUGGAGUUGACACCCAGCCUCACGUUAUAUAAACCCUCUACAUUUAUGGAGGAUGCCCCUUCGUACACAGGCAGGGAUUAUUACAGCUUUCAGAUGGCACUUACACCACAUGGCAGGAUAAAGGUAGAGAGCCCCAUGGAGUUUGGUGGCAGUGCUUGGGGGGCACCAAGCAGGUAUGGUGAGCUGUCAAGUUUCUCCCACUGUGGUCCAACUGCCAACUGGCACUCUUUCUUUGAGGAAGGUCAACCCUCUGGUUCUUACACAGAUGCCACCCUGUAUAGCUACCCCCGAAGCCAUGUUCCACCUGGUCCAGACAGUGAAUUCCCUCCAGAUACUUGGUAUCCAGCCACAGCCAUGUUGGGCAGGGUUCCUUAUGGUGCUCCCAUGAAGACCGAGAUGACCCCAUGGAUGGAAGGAUACUCUGGUGCAUUUGGAGAGAUUAGAUUGGAAGGGGGCAGAGAACACUUGUUGCCCAUUGACUAUUACUUCCCGCCACAGAAGACAUGCUUGAUCUGUGGAGAUGAAGCAUCUGGAUGUCACUAUGGAGCCCUCACAUGUGGUAGCUGCAAAGUCUUCUUCAAGAGAGCAGCUGAAGGAAAGCAGAAAUAUCUUUGUGCCAGCCGGAAUGACUGCACGAUUGACAAAUUCCGGAGGAAAAACUGUCCAUCAUGUCGCCUGAGGAAAUGUUAUGAGGCCGGCAUGACAUUAGGCGCCCGGAAACUAAAGAAGUUGGGGAACCUGAAAGCUCAGGAGGAAUUGGAGGGAUCUCCGGGACAGGGAGAAGGCAGAGAAAUGACACCUAACAUGUCCAUCCCACAGCUUGAAGGGUAUAGCUGCCAACCCAUCUUCCUGAAUGUACUAGAGGCCAUAGAGCCUAUGGUGGUGUGUGCUGGACAUGACAACAACCAGCCGGAUAGCUUUGCUUUACUCCUUAGCAGCCUCAAUGAGCUGGGUGAGAGGCAGCUAGUUCAUGUGGUGAAGUGGGCAAAGGCAUUACCAGGUUUCCGUAACCUUCAUGUAAAUGACCAAAUGACCGUCAUACAGUACUCCUGGAUGGGCCUGAUGAUCUUCGCCAUGGGGUGGAGGUCCUUCAAGAAUGUCAACUCUAGAAUGUUGUACUUUGCUCCAGACUUGGUGUUUAAUGAAUAUCGCAUGCACAAAUCUCGUAUGUACAGCCAGUGUGUGCGAAUGCGCCAUCUCUCGCAAGAGUUUGGUUGGUUACAGAUCACACCGGAAGAGUUCCUGUGUAUGAAGGCUCUUCUUCUCUUUAGCAUUAUUCCUGUGGAAGGUCUGAAGGAUCAGAAGUGCUUUGAUGAGCUGCGGAUGAACUACAUUAAAGAGCUAGACCGUGUCAUCUCCUGCAAGAGAAACAACCCAGCAUCCAGCUCACGACGGUUUUUCCAACUUACCAAACUUCUGGACUCAGUACAGCCGAUUGCCCGUGAGCUGCACCAGUUUACAUUUGACCUGUUUGUGAAGGCACAGAUGGUCAGCGUGGAUUUCCCUGAAAUGAUGUCUGAAAUAAUUUCUGUCCAGGUCCCCAAGAUCCUGUCUGGUAGAGUCAAGCCCCUCUACUUCCACAGUUCAUAAGAGGCCCCAGUAGGCCAUUUCCUUUACCCCUGCAGUGUGCCUUAAGGGUCACCGUGUACAGAUAUGCAAAAUGGACUCCACCUCCAGCCUUCGCCAUGCCAUGCCAGAAAGGCAUGACCACUACAUCUGUCGUCAUGAGAGCAACAUCCUACAUGUGUGCUACAGUAUGUCACUGACCCACGGAUCACAAGAGGACAAAUCUGAGUAUCAGUUACAGACUACACAUGUAGUAUAAAUUGUUAACUUUGGGGAAAUAUGAGAAUCACAAAUUUAGCUCUGUGCAUAUGAAAAUCUAUUUGUCAUACAUGGCAGUUUAUACGUCAGUAUAUAUACAGAGUAAUAGGCAGUGCAGCCGAAUGGCAGAAUUCCUAUUUUUUAUAUACAAAACUCUACACUAAAAGCACUUAUUCUCCUGGCUUCAAACCACGGGCAAAAUGGCAAGGCCUACUUUAUCCUUGCCCAUUUCCUCUGAUAGAUUCAGUGGUGAUUAUGUGCUCUUGUUUUCCAGCCAGGAGACGUCAGGGCUACAUCACAAGCCAAAGGGGUGAUUGAUUACUUCAGCCUGCAUUGAAACAACACUCUGAUAUAUGACCCUCUGAUUGAGAACCACAGCUGUACUUAUAGUUCUGCCUGAUGGUGAAGGGAAUAAGGAGAGGGGAAUUAUUCCGAUGAUACACAUAACUGCUUUAGGAAUAAAAUCUGCACCAUUUCAGUUGCAGCCCCCAUAAGAGAACAGUUUAAUGCAUAGGUUCUUCUCUACAUUUGCUAGAUUCGAAAGACCCAGACAGAAAGGUGAUUAAAACCAUCAACAUUUUACUUGCCCCUCUUGCAGGAAAAGGGAUAUAUUUUAUUUUUUCAGUAUAUUAGCUUCAUCAUAUCUUUCAGUACACAUAUAUCUCCUAAAAUGUAUAUUUCGGAAUAAUUAAUCACAUGGUUUAGAUACACCACAUCUAAAUGAGUAUUGCGCUUAAUAGAUGUUUAUAAGCAUUUUUAAACAAAAGUUUGCGUUUAUCUUUUCCUAUCCAUCAGUCAUCCUUUUGCAGAUUCUGGUAACAAUGCUCUCAGCAACAAGAAAAGAUUUCCAUGUGAAUACUGUUGCACCUUACUUACCCCUAGACACAAACAAGCCUAGACCCUGUACUUACCGAGGAGCCGGUUAUGUGGUUACCGUCCUAAAUUAAUAUUUCAAAGGGCAGGGAAAAAGAUAAACAGUAAGCCCAACAUUUCACACAAUCAAUCAUUCAUAACAAAAUCCUGUAUUUAUUUGAUGAAAAUAAAGUAGAUAUAUGAAUAGGAAACAUAUAUAGUUAAUACAAUUUCUAGUAUAGUUAUAAUAAUAUGGAUCUUUUGUUGGUUCCAGUACACAUGGACAAAUUGUCUCUCUGCCAUAACCAAAAAGUAAUCUCGUCACUCAAGCUUAGAAAUAAAGACAAAUAUACAUUGAACCUAUGUAAGGGCAGUGUGUAGCAUUCACAAAUGUAUGUAAAACACUUCCCAUACAAUGACCUGCCCAUGCCUUGUACACUAUACACUAUUUAUACAUUGAAUUACAAUACAGUACAAAUAGUAUUAUUUCAUGGGAUGAGCAACCUGUUUUUUUGUCCAAUAUUUGACAUCUGGUAAUGAUAUUUAAAUGUAUUUUAAUCUAUUUGUAGUUUAUUUAAACCCUUUAAAGGAGAAGCAAUUGUUACCGUGUAAAGAUGCAAUUCUGACAAUCUUAGCAGAUAAUUCAAUUAGCGCCAGUUGCUGUAAGGUGCCGACAUUCCGACCAGCCCUGGUUCCCCUCAGCUAUCUCCAAUGAACAUUUUCCCCUGUGCCUCAUAGAGGAGCGCAGGAAAUGCGUGAUGUCUUGUUACAAUGAUGCGCUGUCAUGUGUGCAGCCAAACAGAGACACCACAUAUCAACAAGAAUUGUAUUGCCCCCUAAGGGCCUUAUUUAGAGUUUGACACAGACUAAGCAGGAAAAUGCGUCCACAAAAAAAGUUGCAUUUUGUGAUCUAUUCAGAAUCUGCCUCAGUCACAACAAGUGGUAGCUUCAUGUACCCGGGUCUGAUGAGGCUGGAGUAAGACAGCAUGCUCCCACUGUGCAAACUGAAAAUGAUAAAAAUCGCAGUACACAAUGGACACAAAAUAAAGUUAAUGGGGAAAUAGAGCAGAUAAGAAUUACCCAAGUGGAUUGGAACCCCUGGAAUAUGAACUGUAUCAAAAUUUUUCUAAUGACAACACUUAAAAAUAUAUGUGCACGCUUUCCUUUCCCUAAGCGAGUAGUAUUUGUGCUAUACAAGCGUGCACUGCAGUGUGCAGUCAGUAUAAAAGCACUGUUGCAGAAGUCUUAGUGAGUUUGCAUAUAUGGUUGUGUCUUCAAAUGUGUGACUUAGAGCAGGGUUAUAGCACCCGUAACUCGGAGCCCUCCAGGAUUUGCCACUUUUCACCAACCAUUGUAGUUGAAAUUCAUGACUACACAUCCUAACUGUUCUUUGGCCAUGUUUUCAUGCCCACUGCCCGCGUCUGUUCUGCAGGCCUAUUCCCACCAAUCAAGGUCCUUAGAUGUAUCCAGUGUGAAAAGAUGCACAUAAGCCCUAAAGGCAGAUGCAACUUGCAGCAAAAAAAACACAAAUGUUUAUAUCUACCUCUAAAUAAGACCUUAGAGGGUCUAGGUGCAUCAAGCUUUGGAGAGAGAUAAAGAGGAGUAGUUGCCUAAUGUAACAAAUCAGCGUCUACAGCCGGGUACAAACUACCCUAUAAAGUGUGCUGAUCUGAUAUACUCUCCAAUCAUACUAAGCAAUUUCUUGCUCAAUGUGUACUUUCUUUUGAUCUCCAAAACAGGACUGGGAUGUCAGGAACAAUAUAGCGUGUGCAGCAUCCUCCUAAUCUGACCACUGCAUGAGCAUUUAAAGCCGUUUAUUGGAUAACACUCCUGCAUACACAAUCCAAUUAUUGGGCUGAUCGGCUUGGUAAUUGUAUAGUGUGUACCUGGCUUCACUGUCAUUCAAAAACCUGUGGUCCUAAUUCACCGGUGCAUGCAAAUCAUUCUCGGCUGUGAUUUCUCAUAGAUUAGCAAGUGUGAAAAUCUGCAAAUAUCAGCAUGAUCAGUCUUCUGGUGUACUUCUGCGUGAUGGACUGAGCAAACCCUGUGAUGCCCACAUUGCAUAUCUGAGCAAUACUCAGCUGCACUGGUGGAUCACUCCACCAUCGACACAUCAUCGGUCACAACUUCGACUCCUCAAACAGUCCCUGCCUGGCGCAGAGCCUCCCUUGUAAUUUUCUCAAAAUAUGUCCACUGUGGCUGCAGUACUGCAAGAAUAUUGCAUCAGCAUGCUGAAACACACCCAUGACACUCCCCUAACACGCCCAGGACACUUCCUCUUUAUACAAUCACUUUAGGUCACCUCCCAGUCUCCAACCUGAAACGCCCAUGGAUCGCAGAUGCCAUCUCAAGUUAUAUCAGUGUCAUAUGCAUAUGCCAUCCCACACAUUAGUUUGCGCGUGCGCAGUAAGGGACUAAUUCAGAUCUGAUCGCUGUUGUGCAAAUGCACAAGGCGGCCGAUUAUCGAUCGACUGUGCAUGCGUACAGAUCCUAGAGCGCACGCGUGAGUCCAAACUGUAAAAAUAAAUGUUUUUUUUAUCGCUAGGUGUACGCAAGUUGAUUGACAGGAAGCCGGCAUUUGGGGGUGGUAACUGGCCAUUUUCUGGGAGUGUCAAGAAAAACACAGGCGUGGCCAAGUGUUUUCAGGGAGGGUGUGUGGCGUCAGCUCCGUCCCUGAUCAUCCUGAUACUAUUGCACAGACUGGAAAAAAAUCAAUCAAUGGUGAGUGAGUUGUGAACAGAUUUGCAGUUGACCGUCGUUCGCAGGGAUUUUCACUAGGGCAUACACAGACUUGCACGGGGCGGGUUUGCACUCUGUGUGGCCAGCGGCUGUCUGAUCACUCCUCUGCAAAUUUGCAGAGGAGUGAUCAGGUCUGAAUUAGGCCCUAAAGGUGCAUACACACGGAGAGAUUUUGACUAUGAGAGAUUUUGACUGAGCGAUUUCCCUUGAACUGGCAGUAGGAGAUUUUGACUAACUUUAUCAGAGAUUUUGACUAACUUUUCCAGCGAUUUUGGCUAUGGGCGAUUUUGGCUAACUCAUUCAAGCAAGGGGAUGCUUCUUCUUUUCCAGCGACCUAGCAAAAAUUGACUUGCCUGCACAGUCUAUUUUUAGCAGCGAUAGCGACCUGGCGGGGACGCGCAUUGCUAUCGCUGGCUGUGUACUCAUGGAGAGAUAUGCACUAACUUUCUGAGCGAUUUUGACUAUAUAGUCAAAAUCGCUCAGUUAUAUCGCUCCGUGUGUAUGCACCUUAAGUCUUUCCUAGAGAUUUCAAACAUUCACAGUAGUAAAUAUUUGUGCAACUGCACAAACAUCAGCACUGCUUUGCGUAACUUCUCCACUUUAUCCCUCUCCCAGGCUUGAUACAUCGCCCUCUUUGUGUGCAACUCAUCAUUUAGCACCACUGUUCACAGUGAAAAUAAACUAAAGAAUUUAAUUAAUUAGUUUGAUCCAUGCCCCUCCUUACCCAUUACGUUAGAAUGGUAUUCUCUCUUGACAUAGAUGGUUCUGGUCUAGCCAUACACAUAAAUACAGUCAAUCACAAAACAAAGCGGUUACUACUGCUGCCAUGAAUCCAAAGUCUUAAGCUGAGAACACACUAGACGAUAUGUUGCUAGUGAUUACAUGCAGAAUGCCAUGUGCACAACACACACACACCCCGCCGGACACAGCAUCGGGAAGAGUGUAUGCACUUGCCGCAUGCUGGGUCCAGUCAGCGAUGUCUGGCUGGGUACAUAGUGUGUACCCAGCUUUAGACUAUGCAUCCACAUUACUGUAUAUAUACAAUAAGGGCAUACGUCGCUGUUACUCAUUGCACUUAUAACAGUUGUGCUUUUAUAUCCAGCCAUUUUAUUGCGUAUACAUCUCAACUUUUUUACUGACUUUACAAAUAAAGAGACAUUGUAGCUAAAGAACAUAUUGGAAAUAAAUAUAUAUUUAAACGUUCCCAUACAUUAACAAAUAAUAUAUUUAUAAAUUAUAGAUAUUUUUAUUCAAUAGAUGGAUAGCCAUUUAUAUUUUGACCUGUUUUUGUUGGUAAAUGUUGUUGGAUUUAAGGAUGGCAAGAAAUGCCACCAAAAAUGCAAAAUGCACUAAAUUCUGACCCCUGUUCUAUAGUUCAUCCUGCCAUUUGAUAAUCUCUUAGUAGGCAUUUCCCAGCAGUUUUGAGCCAAAUAAACAGAUACUAUGUAUUUUUGUACUGCAGUUUUGCAAUAAGCAGCAGGCUGAAUGACAGCGUUCUUUAAUUCAUUGCAACCCCUUUAAACAUUUACUAAGAAAAGCACACAAUUAACUGAAGCUAAAAGCAUAUGAAUGGCUGUGAAUGGGGAAGGGCUAACCUGCUCUUAUUUCCAAGAGUGAUUGCUUAGGAUGACAUUUUGCAGAAAGAGCAGAAUUCCACAGCAGACACAACAGUCACUGAACAGAUAAGAGAAGUGCAGUCUGAACUAGACAAGUGAUGUCUGUGGCUUGUGUAAGCUAUUCCUUAUUCAGAGCCAGUCAUAGGUCAAUCAGAUGGGCUGCAAUUAACAGGCUGAGUGCCAGUAUAUGGUGCUGUGCUGCUGUGUGUUACAAAUGCACCAGUUUAUUUUGGGCUGUGACCUGUUUCAUUGCUAAACAUUGAUCAGUCCAUAUUGUAAUGUAUCUGUAAGGUUACUUUUAUUAUCAGUAUGUAAGUGCUAGCAGUUCUGAGCGACCAUCCCAAAGAGUAUAUAAACUCUUUAUAAAGCUACCACUGAGUAUAUAAAAUGGGAUUCAAAGAACAAGCCCGAAUCUCAGAAAUUAAUCAUUCGUGGUUUUUGUGUUUGAACAUUUUUGUGCUUUUGCUGUUUAAUAUGCAUCUGGUUGCACUGACAUCUGUACCAAUGCCAUUAACUGUGCAGUACUGUGGAAGUUAUUUCACAUGAUGCAGUGCUCAGGGUCGGCUUCCUUGUGUCAAAACUUGCAAAACAAAAGGGCAUUCAGUGUGUUGACAGCCAACCAAUUCGCACAUCCACAUGUCAUGCUGACCACUGUAAUUAUGUCAAGGCAAUGGUAGUUUUUAUUGCAUGUAAUAAAAAUCAAAGAAGAAAAAAAAAACACGUACAUGAUAUAACUUACAAAAUACUUCCCUGUCUGAGCCCAUUGUAAAUAACAAUAUAAUUACACAUAAGUGCUAAUUCCGCUAUAACAUAUAUAUAUAUAUAUAUAUAUAUAUAUAUAUACAUAGAUAUAGACAUACAAGUUCCAAGCUAUAAGCACUUCACCUUUAAGUCCAUCAACAGGGGUGCCUUGUACUAUUCCAGCCCAAACGACUGAGUCCAUUUCAAGAGUAGGGCACUCACUAAUCCACAAGACAUAUAAUCGAGAUCUCUUCAGGAUAAUGGCGUUUGGCAUCCUGGAAGUUGGAAUGCCUACGCCAGAAUCCUGACACUGCUCCGAAUGCUGGCGCCGGCAUUCCAACAUGGAUCAAAAUGCCAGUGCCGGGAUCCUGAACAACGGAAUCCCUAUCGACCUCUGCCAGGAAUCCUGAUUGGUAAGCUACACGGGAGUGGGGGGGAGGUGGCAUAGGUUUAGGCUGCGGGAUGAGAGCUAGGGUUAGGCUGCAGGGAAGGGAGGGAUUGGGUUAGGCCCUGGUGAGGAGGGGUUAGGUUUGGGCACCACCCGUGAGGGUUAGGGUUAGGCUGUGGGGGGGGGGGGGGGGGGAUUAACAUACUUACCCUGCCCCAGUCGACAGUCUGCUUCGGGAUGCCGGUGUUGGUAAUAUGACCGUCGGCAUCCCAUCUGCCGGGAUAUCGUAUGUACUGUAUCCCAUAUAAUCACUUUAAUAUUUUUAUCCUUUAAAGAUUUCUAGGUCAUUAAAAAUAGCGGACUUUUGUUAUUCAUUGCUUGUUCCUGAAAAUGUCCAUUUUGAUUAUUAGCAAGGGCAUUUCCAGGCCAAUUGCAAAAUUUGGGUCCACACUCUGCUGUAAGAACAGCAGAGCAAGGCACCUCCAUUGAGCAUGCAUGAUCUGGUACAGGGCUGGUCAGAAGAAUCUAUUUCUAGAACAGACUAGGACCUCAGACAGUGUUUGUACAUUCGGGAGUGGGGACCUUCAUCUUCAGGCCCCACUACCGCUCGAUUUACUACAACAGCAUUAGUUCUAAUACUGUGCACAAUACAGUCUCUCUAAUUCUGCCUAUAUAAUACAGUUCUUAGUAUAUAUGAUUAUCCUAUGUGCUUUAUAAGCUAAAAUUUAUGCAAAGGAAAUUUAUAAAAUAAAAUGAAAAAAAAAAAUUCUUAGUUAUACAGGUGCAACAUGAACCGUGGACACUAUCCACUUGUUAGUUUGGUUAUCUUGCAUCCCUUAACUUUGAGGAUGAGUUUUCCAUAUUUCAUUCUCUUGUCCUCUUCUUUUCGAACUCUACCCACGUCAACAUGUUUUUAGAGGUGCCUAGAUAAUUAACAAGUACUGCAAAAAAAGUGCAUAAUAAAUAAUUUCCAUAAGCUUGUAAUGAUAAGUAUUGCAGAGCAGCAAAGUAUGUCGAGGCUGUAUCCAUGUGAUGUGGUUGAGAACAUCAGCAGCAAAGUGUCCCUGGGAGUUAUUUUUAAAUAUUGCCAACUUUGUAAGCCUAUGAGCCAUUGUGAUAAAUAUGUAUUGUUUGCUUGUUCUUAUGUGAAGAUAUCCUUAUGAGGUUCCCUGUUCUACACAGGAUGAGGGAACCCCUAAAUGAGGUCGUUUAUAAUGUUUUUAAAUGCAAUAUGACAAUAACACUUAGUACAGGAAUUUAAUCAUUAGUAGAUGUGGCUUUACUAAAGCAGAUUUUGUUUUUCACUAGUUCUAGCUAAACAUGUUACAUUCAUCUUACACCAAACGAGUGUUUUACUGUGUCACUCUGACCUGGAAAUAACUUUCCCAAACAUUGACCUGUGUUGCAGCCUGAGCUGCGGUUGCCUCACAAAGAGGCCUGGCUGGGUAAUGUAAGCACAUGGAGGUGGUCAAGUAGAAGUUGUGAGUGGCAACUAUCUGCCCAGGUCAAAAUAAUGCUCUGAAUAUUCCUAAAGCAGUUCAGAGGUAAGCCAUAACCUUUUACUUCAGCAUAUCUCAGAUCACAGUGCCAAAGUACCACCAAAGGUGUGUGUGUGUGUGUGUGUGUGUGUGUGUGUGUGUGUGUGUGUGUAUGUAUGUAUAUAUAUAUAUAUAUAUAUAUAUAUAUAUAUACACACACACACAAACACACACACACACACACACACACACACACACACACACACACACAGACAGGUGUGUUAUGUAUAUAUAUAACUUACAAGAUAAGAUGUCAGCAGCAACUUAUUAUGUAUCAGCUAGCUACUUGCUGUUGGCCGCUUGCCUGAGAGCUGUGUCUCCCCUAUUCCUUAUAGCCAGCUCUGAGAAAUUUCUUAUGACUGAAGAUUCAUUUACAUGAUUGCACGAUACCUACCUGUGUUACAUAGUAUACUUAGCUUUUUAUCUACCUGGCAUUAUACCCCAUGCAUUUUUUAUGGGGGUCUUUUAAAACUACCUAUUGCAGCUGUAUCCCCUGCCUGAGAUGCUUAGUACUACAGCAACGCAGAGGAACAAUACCCAAUUGUCAGGUAACCUAAUUCCUGUAGUGACUAGUCUGAUUUACACACUACAGUAAGGAUUAAGUUCUGUACACAAUGUAUAGGCAUUGAGCUUGAUUCUUAAAGGUCACCGAAACAGAGCAGUGCCUUAACCCAGCUGCUAGAGGAGUCCUUUGGACAUUGGAGACUUACUGGCUGCAGACUGAACAAGCAUCAAGCAUGACACUCUACCUGUUGCAUUGUAUUUGUAACUACUGCAGACGAUACAACAGCCAUUACAAAGCUAAUAUUGUAAGGAUAUUCUCUCUAUAGCUUGGUACCUGGUCUCCAGGGAAUAAGGACUGACAGAUCUGGUGCUGCAGAUGCCUGUUGCCACAAGGCCUUUCCUUCUAUACACUAUUCUGCUGCUGAGAUUUGUAGUUCCCUCUGGCAGUAAUAGGUUUUAAACAAUUCUUAGUGCUGUUAGUAUAUACAGUAGGUCCUGGGGAAUAUUGGCUGCUUUAUCUUCUAAUAAUUCUUAGGUGAAAAGAAAACGUAAAAAUAUCAGUUUUUAUUAAUUUUUAAAAUGCUAUUGCUGUCAUUUUUUUUAAAGUAUGUAUAUGAAUUGUAUGUGUAUGUGUAAACAUAUAUGGAUUGUUAUAUCUCAGUGUCUUGUAGAAACAAAACUGCAUCUUUUCUUUCUAUGAUUUGGCUGAACUUAUAAAGUUGAAUGUGAUUUC
This is a messenger RNA of Pseudophryne corroboree (corroboree frog), 12461 nucleotides long. It is a transcript of the gene AR, whose product is annotated as androgen receptor. The coding region runs from base 720 to 3116 and encodes 798 amino acids. Gene Ontology annotation, molecular function: estrogen response element binding; steroid binding; zinc ion binding. Gene Ontology annotation, biological process: positive regulation of transcription by RNA polymerase II; male gonad development; androgen receptor signaling pathway. The record is from RefSeq and is a predicted model, not a curated record. The transcript has 8 exons. Lineage: Eukaryota; Metazoa; Chordata; Amphibia; Anura; Myobatrachidae. Gene Ontology annotation, cellular component: nucleus; chromatin.